This is a messenger RNA of Pestalotiopsis fici W106-1, 3198 nucleotides long. RefSeq lists its product as uncharacterized. The transcript has 2 exons. The record is from RefSeq and is a predicted model, not a curated record. NCBI's taxonomy places the organism in Eukaryota, Fungi, Ascomycota, Sordariomycetes, Amphisphaeriales, Sporocadaceae. The coding region runs from base 1 to 3198 and encodes 1065 amino acids.
AUGAGUAUCGACACGUCGUGCGAGGCCUCGGCAGGCAUACUUGCUUUUGUCGAGCUCGCAGGCAAGCUCAUGACCAGCUUGGCAACAAUGCACAGCGAAGCAUCUGAGAAUCGGCGAUCUGAUCUGAAAUUGAUGUGCGAAGAACUCAUCAAAUUGCGGGGUUUAAUGGAUCAUGUUGUCAAACAGCCAGUUGAUCCCAAAGCACAUCAUCAGUCCAUCAACGUGCUCGACCUUAAUCGUUUGGCGGUCUUGAGCAUCCGCGAUAUCGAUAUCGUUCUUGAAGAACUCAAAGAAAUGAUGACACCGGAUUUUGGGAGCAGCACAGAGCAAGAAAGGUUACAAUCACCCAACAACUGGGCAAGUCCCUUGAUUCUCUCCACCUUGCAACAUGAGAAAAUGAAGCGUCUUUCCGAAACAGUUUCUAGCCACAUUCACUCAAUCAUCCGGGUAGAUCAAGUCAGCAACACUAUCAAAUCAUUGAGUGUCGAGACUCAGCGCUUGCGUCCAGAAUUUGAGUCCCGUGCUGAUUCACUAACACAAAGUCUUGCGUCUCUUGGUGCUAUGCUACAAAGAGGGUCGACUAAUGCAAAUUGGCAAGGUGCUAAGACCGUGUUCAGUCAGCAAAACAUGUACGAAAUGCAGUCUAUUUUGCGUCAAUUGACUCAAUCAGAAGACCACAUGAUUGCAGAGAAGAUAGUUGCCAGCCUCAACUAUGAUAGUAGGCCCGUUCGUCAUGAUUCUGUUCCCCAGGCGCACAGAGAUACCUUUCGUUGGGCGUUCGAAUCGCGACUCGCAGAAUGGUUUCUGUCAGGCAGUAGUACAUUUUGGAUCUCUGGCAAGCCUGGAUCUGGCAAAUCGACUUUCAUGAAAUUCAUAUCGAAUCAUCAACAGACAAAAGAUUUGCUUGGCUCCUGGGCGGGCGCCAAAGAAAACCUUGCGAUCGCGGCCCAUUUCUUCUGGAUUGCAGGGACCCCGAUUCAAAAGUCAUGGCAGGGACUUUUCCAGUCGUUGUUAUUCGACACAUUCAACAAGCAGCCUGCCGUGAUUGAACUCAUAAGUCCGAGGCGAUGGAACGCUGCCAAGGAAGGCAAGUGGCAAGAAGCUACGGAGCCUUGGUCAGUAACCGAGCUUGGUGUCGCUCUUCGGUCAUUGGCGACUACUCCAAAUUUCCCACUGAAGCUGUGCUUCUUCAUUGACGGAUUGGAUGAGUACGAUAGCAAUCAUGAAGAGCUCUGCAACAUACUUCAUGACAUGGCUCAAUCUCCACACAUUAAAAUGUGUCUUUCAAGUCGCCCUUGGCCAGUGUUUGAGCAAAGAUUCGGCACCGACCCUGCCAAGAAGAUGGAUAUCCACGAGCUGACAAGAGACGAUAUUCGCAAUUUUGUCCAUGAUCAGCUACAAUUGGCUGCUGGAAACGAAAUUCGCAUGACCGAAGAAGACAAGGAUGAAAUUUGCCGGGAGAUUGCUUCCAAGGCAGACGGUGUCUUUCUUUGGGCUUUCUUCGUCACAAAGACUUUGAGAGAAGCCAACGCUCGUGGAGACACCUUUGCGGAUCUACAUCAUCACUUGAAUGGGCUACCAAGAGACUUGGAGCAACUAUUCAGGACGAUGCUUGAGAGUGUGGAUGUAUCUUCGCACCCAAAAAUGGCAGGUAUCCUGCAAGCAGCUUCUCACGCUCUAGAGCCACUCCAUAUCGACUUGUACGCAGUUUUGGAGAAGGAAUUUGAUACCCCCAAGUAUGCACAAUCCUGUCAAAUACAGGGCAUGACGUACGGGCAACUAUCCAUGCAGAGAGAACAGACUGCUCGGAGCGUCAACGACAAGACUAAAGGGCUCCUCAAAGUUGUUCAUCAGCGAUUCGAGUUUCUACAUCGAACAGUUAAAGACUUUGUCUUGACAAAAGACAUGGGCGAUUACUUGAAACAAAAGCUGCCACCGUCCUACAAUGGAUACAAGGCUAUUGCCACUGCUUAUCUCGGAUUCCUCAAGACCACGAGCCUGGACGGUUCCAUCGUCGCAGGAAUCGUCAAGCUGGGUCAAGGACGGAACUCCGGAAUAUUCACUUCUCACUUGAAUCAAGCAUUGAUCUAUGCAGCCGAGGCCAUUAAAACCGAUCACUCGAGGGAAAGCUUGAGUUUGCUAGAUGAUUACGAUCAUUCUGUCGAGAUGAUGAUUCGCAUUGGCCAUGUCACCGUGCGUGGUAUUGCUGCAUCAGGAAGCAACCCCAAGCUGCUUUUCCGCGAGGAGCUCCUUCGACAUAACCUAGCUCCUUACAUCACACAAAAGCUGCGGGAUGAUCCCGACUUCUUGGAGCUGCUUGAGGACCCUCCGCUCUAUUUUGCAUUGAUUCCCAUGUCGCUGAGCAGUGGAGAAAGCCCUGCUCCCGUGCCAGAGGUCCUCGAGAUUUUGCUGCGCAUGGGAGAAAAUCCAAACUUUACAACCAAACGGACGCUCUCGACAGAAGUAACAAACAGUCUUUCGACACAACCUUCCCCGUGGGUGCUUUUUGCCAGGGAAAUAAUGUCCGUCUUCAACAUGCUGUCAAUAGCGUGUACGUUUCCCGCGAUGCGCUUCAAUGAUUCUCUCGACAAGAACUUGUUCGUGCUUCUACUUUCCCACGGUGCCGAUCCCAACGCAAGCCUCUUGCCCGAACGCCCUAAGGGUUCUCAUACGGUCUUUUCGCACUUUUUGAAGAUAUCCGUGUCAAAGUUUCUCGGCAGCGAGUGUUAUGAAGGCUAUCUCAGGACCCUGAGGGCAUUCCUACGUGCGGGAGCGACCUUGGGCAUUCCAGCAUAUGAAGAAACGGCUACCAAGUCUGGCGACAUGGGCGAGCGAAAUCAUGGAGCCCAAGAAGAGGCGGCGUAUGGAAAUUUGGCUCGAGAUCGGCCGUCUGAACUAAUCCUAACAUCAUUCUGCACUUCAUUGAAGGGUCUGUUCACGAGUCUGUCGGCUGAUCCAGAGCGUACCAAGUUCAUACAAUCCGUUACAGCAGAGCUGAUAUCCCACUGUUCUGGGAAAAGGGAAGCACUGGAAGAAAUAUCUUCUACACUUUCGGAGGGAUGUCCAGACCAGAUGAUGGGAGCGCUACGGUCGAUGAUUGAUGGUGAGUUGAUGGGCGUGAAUCGAGGUCUCAAAAGAUAUCGGGGCAGCUGGGAUCAGGAUUCUCUAGAAUCAGCGGUCAAGCAGUCAAAACAGUGA